CUCCAAGUCCACAAGUUCUGCUAGUGCUAAUGCCCAGGCAGGUUCUGGUCUUCGGACGACGGGUCAGCUCCUACCAAUGGUUAUCAACACCUGGAACUUUACGGCCGCCAACGUACUGGCCUGGCGGAUCCUCAAGCAGAGCAAGGGCGGCCUCCGCCAGACGCGGAACGCUGUCGUCGAGGGGUGCUCCAAGUGCGAGAAGCUGCAGUGCGACCGAACUGUGGGCUAUGGCGGAUCGCCAGACGAGUCGGGCGAAACCACACUAGACGCCAUGGUCAUGGACGGUGGCACAUUGGACGUGGGCGCGGUGGCCGGGCUGCGGCGCAUUAAGGACGCUAUCAAGGUGGCCCGUCAUGUCCUGGAACACACUCAGCAUACCAUGCUGGUGGGCGACGCAGCCUCUGCCUUCGCUAAUGCCAUGGGCUUCGAGUCCGAGUCACUGGUUACGCCGGAGUCAAAGGACAUGUGGCAGCAGUGGACAGCGGAGAACUGUCAGCCGAACUUCUGGAGGAAUGUGCAUCCGGACCCGAAGGUCUCCUGCGGCCCCUACAAGCCGCGGCCCACGCCGCUGACUCGUUGGAAGGAGGAUCGGGCCCGAAACGAGUACGAGAUUGGGCGCAAGAACCACGACACCAUUGGCAUGAUUGCCAUCGAUGUGGAGAGUAACAUCCACGCGGGCACCUCUACCAACGGGGCGCGUCACAAAAUCCCCGGCCGAGUGGGGGACUCCCCGAUCCCGGGAGCUGGCGGCUAUGCGGAUAACGAGGUGGGAGCAGCAGUGGCCACGGGAGACGGGGACGUAAUGAUGCGCUUUCUGCCCUCGCUCCUUGCAGUGGAGGCCAUGCGGGCGGGAAAGCCACGCCUCCGCCGGAUUCUGAAGCACCACAAGGAAUUUAUGGGCGCCGUUAUCGCAGUGGAUCGGCUGGGAAACUAUGCGGCCGCCUGCUACGGGUUGGAGGAGUUCCCUUUCAUGGUCAGCAGUCCUGCAAGGCCGGAUGAGCCCACGCGACUAGAAACGGUCAAGUGCAUCCCGGGUCCAGAAAAAGUAAACGUAGUGUCGUUGUAAACAGAUGCAUUAUUAAGAAGGGUUUCAAUAAAAUUUUAGUUUGAA
This is a messenger RNA of Drosophila ficusphila, 1111 nucleotides long. RefSeq names its product putative N(4)-(beta-N-acetylglucosaminyl)-L-asparaginase GD10667. Gene Ontology annotation, cellular component: lysosome. Lineage: Eukaryota; Metazoa; Arthropoda; Insecta; Diptera; Drosophilidae. Gene Ontology annotation, biological process: protein deglycosylation. Gene Ontology annotation, molecular function: N4-(beta-N-acetylglucosaminyl)-L-asparaginase activity. The record is from RefSeq and is a predicted model, not a curated record.